Messenger RNA from Tripterygium wilfordii, 774 nucleotides. Its product is annotated as ribonuclease 1-like. The transcript has 3 exons. The record is from RefSeq and is a predicted model, not a curated record. Gene Ontology annotation, cellular component: extracellular region. NCBI's taxonomy places the organism in Eukaryota, Viridiplantae, Streptophyta, Magnoliopsida, Celastrales, Celastraceae. Gene Ontology annotation, biological process: RNA catabolic process. Gene Ontology annotation, molecular function: ribonuclease T2 activity; RNA binding. Bases 1 to 774 code for a protein of 257 amino acids.
AUGGAGAGAAAACUAGCAAUUGUUGUUGUGGUCUUUUGCUGCUUUGCCAUCUCAGGCUGCAACUCUUUGCGAUUGGAGCAAUUCCCUGUCGACAAUCCCUCGCCGAAAGCGAAAACCUUUAAUUUCUACAAACUGAGUCUUCAAUGGCCGCAAUCAUUCUGUAGAUCUGAUGGUAUCAUUUGUGAUACUUCACCCACACAAUCCUACUUUACAAUCAAGAGCCUCUCCCCACAAUAUAAUCCUGACCAAGACGUCCCUCCUUAUGCCACCAAUCAGACUCAGACUUGCACUGAUUCCACACCCACAGCUUCUAUCGAUGUUACGCUUGGACUCUUGGGGCAAAUUCAACCAGAUAUGGCGCAAUAUUGGCCAGAUCUUGUAAACACCCCACAGCAAAAUCUUGUCCUCUGGCAGGACGAAUGGGCGAAGCAUGGGAUGUGUUCUUCAUAUCCGAAAGAGCCUGAAAAAUAUUUUAAUGUUGCCGUGGCUUUCGUAAAAGCCAACGAUCUCCUAGCUAGCCUUAGCGCUGUAGCUCAAAUCAUCCCAACAAAUAGUCGCACUUACAGUCGCGAAGAUUUCUCAAACGCUAUUACAAGGACGCUACAAGUGUUUCCUGAAAUUUAUUGCACGAAAGACAUGAAAGGACAAGUACAGUUGGAAGAGAUUCGCAUAUGCAUUGGAUUCAGUGGUACUCUCGCAGAUCUCAAAGAUUGUCCAACGCGAUUCAGAGGCUGCGAUUCCAAUGCACAAAUACAUUUCCCUGCUGCUCCAUGA